Messenger RNA from Fusarium vanettenii 77-13-4, 1347 nucleotides. RefSeq lists its product as uncharacterized. The record is from RefSeq and is a predicted model, not a curated record. Bases 1 to 1347 code for a protein of 448 amino acids. The transcript has 2 exons. NCBI's taxonomy places the organism in Eukaryota, Fungi, Ascomycota, Sordariomycetes, Hypocreales, Nectriaceae.
AUGAUGAGUCCCCCUCGUUACAAGCGCCAUGGAGGUUUCUGGGGACGAAGCAUUAGUACGAAUACUUUUGAUUUCACUACAGCACCUCCAUCCAAGCUGGAAAACGGGCAGAGAGGUCCCGAUGGUUUCCCGCGAGCGCCAGCUGACAAGAGGACUCAUCUCGUCCCUCCACAGAGCGACAACCAUGUGUCCCCUCAACCCUUGAUGGCUCGGUGGAGUACGCAAGAGCAGCCUACACAACUCUUCCACAGUCCCGAGGCACCAUUUGAGAUUGGUGCUGUGCCGCCCCUUGAUCAAGACCCCGAGUGGCCUCUCUUGAACAGCCCCGUCAUCGUGCUUCCUGAUUCCUCAAAACCGGGCCGGCCUCUCCCAAGAUCUGAUGGAUUCGCUUCCCUGUCAGAGCUCUCCCGUAUCCAUGACAAGGAGAACAUUGACACCCCUGAGCCCGAAGACAUCGACCUUGAUCUAGAACUCGACAAGCAACAAAUCUCCCUGCCUCGCCGCGACAAGAUCAUUACACCCGCACAGUUUGAGAACUAUCUUGAGAUUCGGGUCCGCGAAUCUCAUGUACGAGAAGCUUGGAAUGAGGCCGAGCAGCAAAUUCAUGAGGAUGACGAUCAGGAAGAGAUCGAUUACGACACGGCCGACGAUGAGGAUAUGUCCAAGCAGCUUGCAGACCAGAGAAGACACCAGGCAGAGCACAUUGCCAACUAUCGCCAGCGAAUGAUCAAGACUACAGGCGACACUAGCCUAUCUCCCGUUGAGCAGUGCAAGCCUCCCACCCCCAAAACACCCUCACCAGCCCCGUCAACAGAUGCACGCGGUACUCCGCCUACUCCACUUCACGAAGACAAGGCUUCUGUCAAGAGCGGCCAGUCAACAAGAUCAAACAGAAUGAGAUCUAACUCGAGCCCACGACCAGCUACUCGACAGAGCUCCAGGAGGCGAGCUGGUUCCACCCCCAGCCAAGCAUCCAGGCAAGGCUCCCACUCUCCGUUGCCAGAGUUCGCCCGUGGUCUUCCCCAAGACCCAUUCCCCAACAGACGUGAUAGCGUCACCCGAACCAACAAGUCUGGAUACCCUUGCAGCGUGGUCCCCAUCUCACCGCGCACCAAGCUCAUGCGUCCACGGCCACUGCGCCGUGCGAACCCCAACGCAGGCAAUCAGCAAAGCUACAUUCCUCACAUGAAAGGACAGCAAAGCUCUCUCAACUGGGCUGGUGGAGCCCUAGCAUACCGGUUGGGUCAGAUGUCUUCCCCCUGUCGCAUGCCUGGCACGCAGCAUACGCCACUUCGGCCGCCUCCGUCUCAGUCGACCUCAGGUGCAGGAUCAGAGGCGCAGUAUUAA